AUGGGGUUCAUUGCAGACACGAAACAGGCAAUUCGGGAUUCUCCCAAGGGGAUGUUCAAUUGGUACGUGAUGAUGUGUACUUGUAUCUUUGCCUUUUCUGGUGUGUCCAAGGGGUUUGAUGAAGGAAAUAUCGCCUCAAUCGUGGUGCAAAGCCACUUCAGGAAAGUCUUUGGCCUCUCCAAAGAGUCCGAUGCCCAGUAUGCCAAUACGAAAGGUUGGCUAGUCUCGAUUGCGACUGCUGGUGCCGUCUUUGGAUGUUUAGGGUGCCUACCCCUGACAGACAAGAUUGGAAGGCGCUGGACCUUGUUGAUUGCAACUGUGAUUUAUAUGGCCGGCGUUCUCGGACAGGGUCUUAACGGUGGAAGCCUCUCUGGCAUGUAUGCCUCUAGAUUCAUCGCGGGAAUGGGAAUCGGCGCUACAACCGUUAUUCCCCCAAUGUAUAUCACUGAGAUUGCCCCCAAAUCCAUUCGAGGACUCCUCACCAUCCAAUACGCCGCCUGCCAACAACUCGGUGUGGUAUUCGGUUUCUUUAUCAACUACGGAGUAACCAAAAGCUACGCCGGCACAAACACGCAAUGGAUGCUUCCAACUCUACUGCAACUUCUUCCAGCCUCUAUCUGGGGUCUCGGCAUCUUUCUCUGCCCCGAGUCCCCACGCUGGCUUUUGUACAUUGGAAAACGGGAGCAGGCCAUGUCCAACCUAGGGAAGCUGCGCCAUCUCCCUGUAGACCACCCAGUCCUCCUCGCCGAAGUCGCAGGUAUGGAUGCGCGGAUUCUCCAUGAAACAGAAGCAGUUGGGAACUCUGGGCUAUGGGAACUUCUGAAAGAAACUCUCGUUCCCGUUGAAAACAGACGUCGUUUCUUCCUGAUCUUCAUGGCAACGCUCUUCUCCCAAUGGUCUGGUGCGAACGCUAUUACGCAGUACUCACCAACUAUCUUUGGCUACCUGGGUAUCUCAGGAGACGAGUCCAAGUUCUUGGCGACCGGUAUCUAUGCCAUCGUCAAGUUUGUGAGCACACUAGCGUUCGCACUCUUCGUGGUCGACUUCAUCGGUCGGCGCCGGUCGCUUUUGACAGGCAUCUGUCUCCAGAUUAUAACCCUGGCCUACGUUGGUGGUUACCUGGGUGGAACGAAGGACAUGACAGCAAGUCAAAUCACCAACUCACCGAAUGCUGCCCGCGCAUCGACUGGUGCGAUAGUGGCCAUCUACUUCCACGCCGUGGCAUGGAGUAUCGGAUGGUUCAGUAUCCCGUACCUGAUUGGGUCCGAAAUUUUCCCGACAAAGAUUCGUUCGUUCAAUAUGUCUAUUGCCAUGGGCUUUCACUGGGCGUUCUACUUUGGCUGUUCGCGGGCGAUGCCAAGUCUGCUCGCUGCCAGCCAGAAAUGGGGUGCCUUUGUUUUCUUCGGAUGUAUUUGCCUGAUUUCUUUGAUUUAUGUUUACUUUGCUAUGCCGGAUACAACUGGGCGAUCGCUUGAAGCUCUGGAUGGUCUCUUCCAGCGGCCCUGGUAUACCGUGCACCGAGUCGCCUAUGCCGAAAAGGAUGAGAUCCAGAUUGAACAGCUCGGAAAGAGAGAUUUGGCUCCACGUGCCGAACAUUGCGAAGAGGCAUGA
This is a messenger RNA of Penicillium daleae, 1611 nucleotides long. RefSeq names its product sugar transporter. The transcript is spliced from 5 exons. Bases 1 to 1611 code for a protein of 536 amino acids. Gene Ontology annotation, molecular function: carbohydrate:proton symporter activity. Gene Ontology annotation, biological process: transmembrane transport; carbohydrate transport. The record is from RefSeq and is a predicted model, not a curated record. Lineage: Eukaryota; Fungi; Ascomycota; Eurotiomycetes; Eurotiales; Aspergillaceae. Gene Ontology annotation, cellular component: membrane.